CAUGAUGGUUAAAUAGCCCAGCCGGGGAACCCGCCAUUUUCUGCUGGGGCUGGCGGGAAAGGCGGGAAGGGAGCGAGAGCAGCGCGAGCGCCGGCGCGGGACUCCCAACGGCUCCAACGGUCGCUGCUGCGAGGGGCGCGAGCCACACACACAGCUCAUUGGUCGGGCGAUGCGAGAGCACGGUGGCCGCGCUGAUUGGCUGGAAGCCCCUGAGGCAGCCCCGAGGUCGAUUGGUCAUGAGCCGCGUCAAUCACCGAGGAGGCUUCGCGGCUCUACCCCCUUUCUUGUCAGGUUACAUACCGGUUGGCUGGCGACGCUGGCCAAUCGGGAGAAAGCCUCGGUUAGCCUGGGGAAGGUCACCUGACACUAGUUAGCUAAUCAAACCCAGACUUGGCGCAAAGGCUUCUGGAACGUGUAGUCUUUCUUUAAAAAUAACACUUUAUGUGGGUAGAGGGGGCCAACUGGGGCGGGGACUGGGAGCUGGGACUCCUGGGUUCUCUUUAAAGCAGACUCUGGUGGCUCUGCAGGGGCUGCGUAUUGGCCAUGGAGGUGGGAUGCCAUGGCACAAUUUGGUGUGGGGUUGCUGUUCUUGCCACGAUCGCCAUGGCGCCUGGUUGCCACGAUGACAGUGACUUCGGCCUGGUGCCCAAUGUGAUGGUGCUCAUGUGGAACCAGCGCCUCGGCGGGGUCUCACGUGGCAUGGAGCCGGCUCUGAGGCCAGAUCUCUCUCGCUCAUUUUGGGCCCAGAGCAGCCUCCGCUCCAUGAAGGGUUGAAGGCCCCUUGCUUUUUGCAACCUUUCCCCCCAGCUUCCAGCCAGGGUGACCCUCCCCACUCUCCUCCCCACAACAAUCCCUUUUCCAGACUCUCACUCACGCUGUUCCUAGCUGGCUCCCUCCACUGCCUUCACUUCCCCAACCCCACAUCUCCCUGCCCUGUUUCUGAGCGAUCGGGGCAGCAGGUUCCUUCCUCCCCCCCCCCAGCUGGCGCCAGUGAUCAGUGGGGAACCUCAGGGGGGAAAUCGGUGACUUUUUCUCACUGUUGGGAAAUAUCACAUGUGGGUCUGUGCAAAAACUGGCAACUGCAGAGGGCGGAGAGGAAAAGAACCCAGGAGUCCUGACUGUAAAUCACUCCUGCUUUAAUCCACUAGACCAUAGUCCUUUGCCAGACCUGGGACUAGAACCCAGGAGGAGUCCUGGCUCCCAGACCUACUUCCUAAUGUAAUUACUGGAUCCUGCUGCCUUCCCAAGCUGAGACUAGAACCCUGGAGUCCUAGCUCCUAGUCCUAAGCACUAGACCCCAUCCUCCUCCAGAGCUGGGAAGACAACAGUUCUCCUCCUCUUCCAUGCUGGGCAAAUCAGGUUACUGACUGAAAUGAUCAUUUUAUAUUACAGCAGAAACAAAACACAGGUUCAUCUGUGACACUCUAGUCGGGCACUGUUAUAAAUGAAGUAAUUCUGAGUGAGCAGUUGUGGAACUAACAAAAGCUUUUCAGGGAUUUUCUAGUACACUUUUUUUUUUUUUUUUUUCUCCCAUAUAGUGCCGGAAAUGUUCCUAAACAUUUAUAUGACGACCUCUAGGGUUUCCAUAGUAUCUGAGCGUCUCACAGUCAUCAAGAGAUUCCUCCUCCCAACACCCGGGAAGGCAGGGCAGUGUGACUAGCUCCAUUUUACCAGUAGGGAACCACAUUGGCUUAGUGACUUGUAGGUCACACAGGGAGUGAUGGGACGCGACCCCAGGUCAAACUGUUCUUGAAAAGGUUAAACUGAUUUCUUCCCCCUUUUUCCCUGCAGAUUUCUUCCGCACUAAAGACCGUCCAGAAUGGCCCGUACCAAGCAGACUGCUCGUAAAUCCACUGGUGGGAAAGCCCCCCGGAAACAACUGGCCACUAAAGCAGCCAGGAAAAGUGCGCCUUCCACUGGGGGAGUGAAGAAACCUCAUCGUUACAGGCCUGGCACUGUGGCCCUUCGAGAGAUCCGGCGGUACCAGAAAUCCACCGAGCUGCUGAUUCGCAAGCUCCCUUUCCAGCGUCUCGUCCGUGAAAUCGCUCAGGACUUCAAGACGGAUCUGCGGUUCCAGAGCGCGGCCAUUGGAGCCCUGCAGGAAGCCAGUGAGGCUUAUCUCGUGGGUCUCUUUGAAGACACCAACUUGUGUGCAAUCCACGCCAAAAGAGUCACCAUCAUGCCAAAAGACAUCCAGCUGGCGCGUCGUAUCCGCGGCGAGCGGGCUUAACUCACUGGCGGCUGAUAUCUGCUCUCACAGUGUAUUAGAGUAGACUCUAGGUUUGUUUUUUUUUUCCUACUCCUGUUUGUAGUGGCUAGGACACGGGGAGAUGUUAUAAACCUAUCUUAGCAAGAUGUAAGCGAUCAGGAGAGUUGAAUCCGUUUGUUCAUAAUGUACAAGCAAAAAAAAAUUUGAGAAAUUUACAAGACUUGGAUUUUUUUGUUUUGUUUUUGUAAACUUUUUUUUCAGAAUUGCAAAAAAAAAUAUAUAAAACAAGGGGGAAACAUUUUUGAAAUGUCUGGUUUUAUACACAAAACUUAAGUAGAUUUAGGCAUAACAUAAGGAGCUUUUGGUCUUCGGUUUGUAAAAAUAUAUCUGCAAAAGAUCACGCUACACUAUAUUUUUCAUUAUUUGAUUUCUUUUUUUCCUUUAUAUCUAGAAUGGGCAUGAUAUUUAAACUUGUUUUCUUAUUUCCAUCUGUCUCGUGAAAUGUGACUUGGACCUUUGUAACUUUCAGGUUUCUUCACCCUGUGGUGGGAACAAAAAAAAAAAAAAGAAAUAAAUGCUGAACAAUAA
This is a messenger RNA of Chelonia mydas (Green sea turtle), 2797 nucleotides long. RefSeq names its product histone H3.3A. Bases 1820 to 2230 code for a protein of 136 amino acids. NCBI's taxonomy places the organism in Eukaryota, Metazoa, Chordata, Testudines, Cheloniidae. Gene Ontology annotation, cellular component: nucleosome. The transcript is spliced from 4 exons. Gene Ontology annotation, molecular function: DNA binding; structural constituent of chromatin; protein heterodimerization activity. The record is from RefSeq and is a predicted model, not a curated record.